AUGGGUUGCCUGCUGGGGUGGUUUUGGGCCGUUGUGCCCUGCUUUGUUGAGGGGUCGUGUGCUGGGAGGUGUCUCUGGUGGAUUCCCCUUCUCGGUGAGGAGAAGGGGGUGGGAGGCUCCCGAAAGCUACUGCCCUCAAAAACCCUACCUGUGUCUGUAGAAAGUUACAUAUUUAAUAUUGUGAAGGUAAAGCUGUACUUGUUGCUAAGAGUGGAGAGAGUGUGGGGUAUCCUUUCCUGGGGAUUAUAUAGCUGUGUGUGUGUGCCUCCGCAGAACGGGAGAAGCGGUGUGGUGGUGUCCGCAGGAACUGGAAAAGAUUCAUGCAUCAGUCUCUCAGGUGUGCUCACCCGGGAAUCUGAGCUUUUCCAGAAAAUCCAAUCUGCUCACCGAGACAGUGUUUGUCACACCACCCUUUUCUCUAAGGGCGGAUUCAAAGGAGCUCUCAGACUUCCUUCCUGUUGUACCAUUGGUUCAUUGUAUAGAAGAGCUGAAAACAAGUCUGCUGACUUGGGUGGCAACCUGCUGACCAGGCCUGGACAACCCACAGUUGCACGAAUACCUCCACCUAUUUUGCCAAGACCAUCUCAGCAAACCGGAAGCAGCAGUCUGAGCACUUUCAGGCCAGCAUAUAGUAGUUCUUUUUCUCCAGGCUAUGGUUCAUAUGGAACCUCUUUUUAUGGAAGCUAUAGUCCUUACAGUUACGGAUAUGGUGGUUUGGGUUAUAACCGCUUUCGUACAGAUGACAUUCCCCCCAGCAGGUUUGUUCAGCAGGCUGAAGAGAGCAGCAGAGGUGCAUUUCAGUCCAUUGAAAGUAUUGUGCAUGCGUUUGCCUCAGUCAGCAUGAUGAUGGAUGCUACUUUUUCAGCUGUGUACAACAGUUUCAGAGCUGUGUUGGAUGUAGCCAAUCACUUCUCCCGCCUCAAAGUACACUUCACAAAGGUGUUUUCAGCUUUUGCUUUAGUGAGAACUAUAAGAUACCUAUACCAACGACUGCAACGAUUACUGGGUCUGCAGAAGAGCUCUGAGAAUGAAGAUUUGUGGGCUGAAAGUGAGGGGACAGUAGCUCACGUUGGCCUUGAAGAUAAGGUGGCUAACUCUGCAAAAUCCUGGCCUAUUUUCUUAUUCUUUGCUGUUAUAGUGGGAGGUCCUUAUCUGAUUUGGAAAAUGCUUUCUACAUACAGUGACGAAGAAACAGUGUCUAGUAACUGGGUGAGUGGAGAAGAUGAUCAUGUAGUUGGAAGAGCAGAAUAUGACUUCAGUGCUCUCUCAGAAGAAGAAAUUUCUUUCCGUGCUGGUGACAUGCUGAAAUUAGCACCCAAAGAACAACAACCCAAAAUCCGUGGUUGGCUUUUGGCUAGUUAUGACGGCCGAACAACAGGACUUGUGCCAGCUAAUUACAUCAAAAUCCUGGGCAAAAGAAGAGGUAGGAAAACAGUGGACCUGGAAGGGAUUACAGAGCAACGGCCAGCCUUUACCAGCACAUCUGUUAGAGGAUCCAUUGCUACUGUGACUUUAGAGGAGCAGGAAGCUGCUUUUGAUUCUGUUUUUGCUGGAAUUAAUAAAGUUCCUGUUGCGUCUGACUCCACUGUGGUUAGUGGAGAGAAACAGGAACUCUAAUGCACUUCGAUCAACAAAGCAGCUGAACUGUGCUUUAUUGAUAAAACUUAUCUUGAAAAUCUGUAUUGUAGUGGAACACUGAUGGGUCUGUA
Opisthocomus hoazin is the source of this 1709-nucleotide messenger RNA. The record is from RefSeq and is a predicted model, not a curated record. Lineage: Eukaryota; Metazoa; Chordata; Aves; Opisthocomiformes; Opisthocomidae.